Penicillium subrubescens is the source of this 1113-nucleotide messenger RNA. RefSeq names its product DUF2841 domain-containing protein. The transcript has 3 exons. The record is from RefSeq and is a predicted model, not a curated record. Lineage: Eukaryota; Fungi; Ascomycota; Eurotiomycetes; Eurotiales; Aspergillaceae. The annotation marks the transcript as partial.
AAGCCCGUGAAAAUGAAACAGACAAAGCGGCCACGGAGCAAACUGCCAAUUUGGAAGCAACAGAAGGACUAUGUACCUGGUUUGUAUCCUUUCCCGCAAGGCUCUACAUACGAUAAUGGCACCUUUCCAAUCCAAGAUUCAAAAGCGAUGAUUCAUAUCUAUGAGAAGGCUUUCGCAAAUCUUCAACAAACCAACUGCCGUGUCUUGGCCAAGGCGUAUAUCAAGAUACUUGAGCCAAGAAAGCAAGUCAACUACCCAUAUAAUGGACGAAAGUUAGUUGGAGGAAGAAAAGUCCAGUUUGAUCCAGAGGCGACAAAGCCUCCCUGGUGGCCUUCUCUAGUGCGCCACCACGAGCCAGAUCAUCUCCCGAAAGUUGCUAACCGCAUAGAGCGUAUUCGACUCCUCAUCCACAUCAUCCGCGAGCUGCGCGAAAGCCAUGGAAUAACUGUGGAUACACUCAGAGUGGCAGAUCGGUCUAUUCGAGAUCAAAUUCGACCAAGAAGCAAACUCCAAUUCCUCGAGGAGGUCUACAAUAUAAGAGAAGCAGAAGAAUGGUUGCUCACUGGACAGACAGGUAACACGUUGUUCAGCGUUAUCAUCAUUCAUGAGGCUAAUUUCUUCCAUAUAGGCAAGCAACUGGUCAAACAGACUUCAAGUCCGGAAGUUUCGAACAAGGUAAGAAAACCUAGUACAUCUGGACUUUCAGGGUGUACCGAUAUUGAACAAAACAAAAUAAAGUCCGUGGAUCAUUUCGCCAGAGACUCGGCAUAUUUUUCUCAUGUGGACAAGUCUUUUACCUCUUUCACACAAUGUGGCACCCUGCAGCAUCUCACUACGGGCCAAGACGAGAACUGCCAAGACCAUAGGGAGUCUUUCCUCUACUCUCGUGAGCCUUCUAUACCUUUCCAUGCUACACCCCCACAGUGGGAGCCCGGGUCUAUUGAGACGUCCUCAGUCAUGGGAGCUACCUAUUACACACCUCAGUUCUCUUAUCGGUGUGAAAGUGCCAAUGCUCUUGCCAAAAGUGAAACUCACAAAGCCGCCCACUAUGUCCCGGCUUCUCGGCCACUAGUAUACAACAUGCCGGAAAUAGGACGGCUCCCGCAAUGGUGA